GCCAUCAUUAUCACAGCUUCAUAGCUUCAGGUCUUAUCGAGCAACCAAGAAACCAAGCAUGAAAAUGUUGAAAAUUGCGCAAAUUUCUCUUGUUGUCACCAUUGUGCUGCUAGAAGUGGUUUCUGGCCGCCCACAACCCUCACUGGGGGCCGCAUUGUCAGGGGGGAAGGCGAAGGAAGUUUCCGUUUUGAAAGACCACCGAGAACCAUUGGAUGCGAAAGGAAACUACAAGUACGACAUUGAAUUAUCCGACGGGACCAAGUUGGCUCAAGAAGGAAGAACUGACCCCCCAGGCCCAGGGGAAACUGAAGGGUCACUGGUCGUGAAGGGCAGCUACUCUUAUAACUCACCAGACGGAACACCUGUCCAUGUUUCGUACACUGCUGACAAAGACGGUUUCAGGCCAAUAAGUGAUUCGCAUGCCACAUAGAUGUGAAGCUGCAGACAUACUUAUUUACAUAUUUACUUAUUAUUAAUUUUGCACUACUUUGUAUUACUUUUGAAUUUUUCUACCAAGCGUUUCUUGUAAUUUAAUCAUAUUGCUUAAUUAAAACGUUACACUUACACAACUCUCCA
Molecule: messenger RNA, 576 nt
Organism: Folsomia candida
Lineage: Eukaryota; Metazoa; Arthropoda; Collembola; Entomobryomorpha; Isotomidae
Product: endocuticle structural glycoprotein SgAbd-8
Exons: 2
Coding region: 59-430 (123 amino acids)
Cellular component (GO): chitin-based extracellular matrix
Molecular function (GO): structural constituent of chitin-based larval cuticle
Source: RefSeq, a predicted model, not a curated record